AGUCUCUCUCCCUUUGUUCGCUGCAGCAUGUGGGUCAGCGUGAAGUCUUGCUAAUCCUUUCCAGUUGAUUAUGCACUGGAUGCAUUAUUUGACUCUUCAAUCAUCCGUCAGUCAACUACUGAAGUGAUAAAAUUUAAAGGACAAUAAACUGAACGGCUCUGAUGUGCCAUUGCAGAAGCUCUAUACAUUAUCCAGCUUCCACAAAGUCCCAACGAACACAGUUGACGCUACAUACUCCGACACAGCAGGUGGCGGUAGGCGCACCUUUAAAAGUCACGGUUGCAAGCUGCCAUAAAACAAGAAGAAGAAGAAGAAGCGGCGGGAGUUCCAGGCGGCGGGACGGAGCGAGAGGCUGCUGCCGUCUGACGGAGCGAGGGGAGCGGCUGCGAGAGGAGGAAGAGUCGGCCGGUAAAAUGAGUAAAGUCCAGGUGCUGAGAGCGUUGGUGAAGCAGCGACUGAGUGCGGCUGCUGAAGAGAUAUUCGGGCUGUUUGAAAGGACGAUAUCAGAGUACGAGCGGGAGGUUGACCGCCAGCGCGGGCUGCUGGAGGGUCACGUGAGGCCGGAAGUAAACAGAGACGAUGUCUACAAAUUCAUUGUCAGCAAAGAAGAGCUUCUCCCAGAACAGCAGGAGUGUAACCCCAGUCUGGACCAGGAGGACCCAGAGCCCCCACACUUUAAAGAGGAGUGGAGCCCCAGUCUGGACCAGGAGGACCCAGAGCCCCCACACUUUAAAGAGGAGUGGAGCCCCAGUCUGGACCAGGAGGACCCACUAGAGUUCCCACACAUUAAAGAGGAACAGGAGGAACUCUGGACCAGACAGCAGGGAGAGCAGCUUCCAGGACUGGAGGAGGCUGAUAUCACCAAGUUCCCAUUCCCUGUGAAGAGUGAAGAAGAUGAAGAGAAACCUCUGUCUUCACAGCUUCAUCAAAGCCAAACUGAACUGAUGGAACCCAAAGCUGAAGGAGAGGACCGUGGAGGACCAGAACCAGCUGGGAACUCUGAUCCAGAUAGACUUUUACAAUCUGAGACUGAAGACUCUUCUGAACCUGAGAGGAAAGUCAGUGAUUGUUGGAAGGAGACCAGAGGACCUCAGGCAGGUUUGAACUUUCUGAAAAAUAAUGAAGUACCAGCAAGUGAAAUGAGAUUUAAUAAAGGCGGGAAAUCAUUCCCGUGCGCUGAGUGUGGGAAAAGAUUUAGUCAAAACUCAAACCUCAAGACCCACAUGAGAGUCCACACAGGAGAGAAACCUUUCAGCUGCUCAGUUUGCGGUAAAAAAUUUACACAAAAGGUUAAUAUGACCCACCACAUGGCCCGUCACACAGGGCACAAACUAGUCAGCUGCAGCGUUUGUGAUGAAAGAUUUACUUGGCUUUCUCAGCUCAAAAACCAUAAGUGUGUCGGUCGUCGGUCUUCACAGCUUCAUCAAAGCCAAACUGAACAGAUGGAACCCAAAGCUGAAGGAGAGGAAUGUGGAGGACCAGAACAAGCUGGGAACUCAGAUCCAGAUAGACUUUUACAACCUGAGACUGAAGACUCUUCUGAACCUGAGAGGAAAGUCGGUGAUGGUUGGAAGGAGACCAGAGGACCUCAGGCAGGUUUGAACUUUAUGAAAAAAUCAUUCCGCUGUGCUGAGUGUGGGAAAAGAUUUAGCCAAAACUCAAACCUCAAGACCCACAUGAGAGUCCACACAGGAGAGAAACCUUUCAGCUGCUCAGUUUGCGGUAAAAGAUUUACACAAAAGGUUAAUCUGACCCACCACAUGGUACAUCACACAGGGCACAAACUAGUCAGCUGCAGCGUUUGUGAUGAAAGAUUUACUUGGCUUUCUCAGCUCAAAAACCAUAAGUGUGUCGGUCGCCGGUCCUCACAGCUUCAGAUGGAAGCCAAAGCUGAAGGAGAGGACUGUGGAGGACCAGAACCAGCCAGGAACUCUGAUCCAGAUAGACUUUUACAACCUGAGACUGAAGACUCUUCUGAACCUGAGAGGAAAGUCGGUGAUGGUUGGAAGGAGACCAGAGGACCUCAGGCAGGUUUGAACUUUCUGAAAAAUAAUGAAGUACCAGCAAGUGAAAUGAGAUUUAAUAAAGGCGGGAAAAAAUUCCGCUGCGCUGAGUGUGGGAAAAGAUUUAGCCAAAACUCAAAUCUGAAGACACACAUGAGAAUCCACACAGGAGAGAAACCUUUCAGCUGCUCAGUUUGCGGUAAAAGAUUUAUACAAAAAGUUCAUCUGACCCACCACAUGGUACAUCACACAGGGCACAAACUAGUCAGCUGCAGCGUUUGUGGUGAAAGAUUUACUUGGCUUUAUCAGCUCAGAAACCAUAAGUGUGUCGGUCACCGGUCCUCACAGCUUCAGAUGGAAGCCAAAGCUGAAGGAGAGGACUGUGGAGGACCAGAACCAGCCAGGAACUCUGAUCCAGAUAGACUUUUACAACCUGAGACUGAAGACUCUUCUGAACCUGAGAGGAAAGUCGGUGAUGGUUGGAAGGAGACCAGAGGACCUCAGGCAGGUUUGAACUUUCUGAAAAAUAAUGAAGUACCAGCAAGUGAAAUGAGAUUUAAUAAAGGCGGGAAAAAAUUCCGCUGCGCUGAGUGUGGGAAAAGAUUUAGCCAAAACUCAAAUCUGAAGACACACAUGAGAAUCCACACAGGAGAGAAACCUUUCAGCUGCUCAGUUUGCGGUAAAAGAUUUAUACAAAAAGUUCAUCUGACCCACCACAUGGUACAUCACACAGGGCACAAACUAGUCAGCUGCAGCGUUUGUGGUGAAAGAUUUACUUGGCUUUAUCAGCUCAGAAACCAUAAGUGUGUCGGUCACCGGUCCUCACAGCUUCAGAUGGAAGCCAAAGCUGAAGGAGAGGACUGUGGAGGACCAGAACCAGCCAGGAACUCUGAUCCAGAUAGACUUUUACAACCUGAGACUGAAGUCUCUCUAAGUGAUACCGACAAACCAUUCAGUUGCUCUGACUGUGGUAAAACUUUUGGCCGUAAGACACAUUUGCGGGAACACCUGAGAUGUCAUACAGGAGAAAAGCCUUUCAGCUGUUCAAUUUGCAAGAAAUGUUUUUCAUGGAGAAGACAUUUAAAGAGACACAUGAGAAUCCACACAGGAGAGAAAAGACUGAGCUGCAGUGUUUGUGACAAAAUGUUUAACUGGCCUUAUCAGCUCAGAAUCCAUCAGUGUGUUGCUGAGUCCUCGCAGCUUCAUCAAAGACAAACACGACCUCAGGCAGGUUCAAACUCUCCAACGACGAGUCUUGACGUGGGAAGCAGUACUAAGAAAACGUUUUCCUGCUCCUGGUGUGGGAAAAAAUUCGGCUACAAUGACUCUCUGCUGAGACACAUACGAUGCCACACGGGAGAGAAACCCUUCAGCUGCUCAGUUUGUGGAAGACAAUUUGGAGAAAAGGGAAAUUUGAGGCAGCACAUGGUCGUCCACACGGGGGAGAAACCUUUCAGCUGCAGCGUUUGUGACCAAAGGUUCAGUUGGCGGAAACAGCUGAAAAAACACAAGUGUGUUGUUGAAGCUGCAGCAGGAAACGAACGUCCUUCUUCCAGUUAGGUUGAAUCCAGAUGUUCGGAUGUCUCCACACAAACUGGCAGACUUCAAACCUGCUGAAGCUGCGACGCUUGAUUCAGAUGAACAACAGCAGGUGACUGAUGGAGACCGAAACUUCAAAAGUCUCUGCUGCUUCAGAAAGAUUCAUCCAGCUGAACUCUGUGACCGAAGAUGUUGAUGAUGUUCACAAAGACAGAAUCGGCGCUGUGAGAACAUUUAGGGCUCAUUUAAUGGAUCCCAUCCUCCAGUCACAUCACACCGAGACUCUGGAAAUGUUCCAUAAACAUCGGCCAUCAAGUUAAACACGAGUCCACAGUGGCUGUGACCCUCAGCAGGAAGGUCCGUUCAUCUUUUAGAUCUGCAGUCAUUAUUUCACUGGAAAAUCUUAGAGCUGCUAUAAGCUCUACAGACCUGCAGGUGUCGCCGUGCUGCUGCGUUUGAGGCUCCAUCACUAGAAGAGGUGUUAACAGCCUGCAGCGUUCACGUCUUUGCACGACUCCAGAUGUUUGGUUGUUAAAGUUACUGAACUUCGGUAAUAAAACACUUCAGUUAUUAA
Molecule: messenger RNA, 4116 nt
Organism: Micropterus dolomieu (smallmouth bass)
Lineage: Eukaryota; Metazoa; Chordata; Actinopteri; Centrarchiformes; Centrarchidae
Product: zinc finger protein 665-like
Exons: 4
Coding region: 162-3563 (1133 amino acids)
Biological process (GO): regulation of transcription by RNA polymerase II
Cellular component (GO): nucleus
Molecular function (GO): DNA-binding transcription factor activity, RNA polymerase II-specific; RNA polymerase II transcription regulatory region sequence-specific DNA binding
Source: RefSeq, a predicted model, not a curated record